AUGGCCACCCGGUCAUACACACCUCUACGGAGGUCGCUGACGCAGCUGUCUGCUCGUAGCACUCGCAUUGCUGGUCGUAGCACCAGGCCCUCAUUUCGCGCAUACUCUACUGAGCAGAAGCCGCCUCAGACAAAGCCUUUCACCGUCUGGCGGCCCUACUUGCGCCUCGCCUUUGGCGUGCCAUUCAUUGGCGCAAUCAUAUACUCAAUGAUGACAGAAGAUGUCACGGAACUUGAUGCCCCAUCUAUCGCCGAAGUGGAUGAGGCUUUGAAACAAUCAUCUAAAAUCAACGAGCACUCGCCGAUGCGGUUACGGAUGGAAAAGCUCAUCAAGCAGCAUCAACAGAAGAUUAUUGAGGAGCUCGGCAGAAUUGACGGGCAGGAAUUUAAGACAGAUACUUGGUCGCGUCCCAAUGGCGGCGGGGGCGUCUCAUGUGUGCUGCAGGACGGAAAUGUCUUCGAGAAGGCAGGCGUCAACGUUUCCGUGGUGUACGGCAAAUUGCCUCGGCCAGCCAUUGAGAAGAUGCGUGCCGAUCAUAAGUCCUUCGUUGGCUCGGAUGUAGAGUCGCUGGACUUCUUCGCUGCUGGUCUCUCGCUCGUCUUGCACCCACACAAUCCCAUGGCCCCGACUGUCCACCUCAACUACCGAUACUUCGAGACCUCGGAUCCCAAGGACCCUAUCAACGGGGACAAGAACUGGUGGUUCGGAGGUGGCACAGAUUUGACCCCGACCUACCUCUUCCCAGAGGAUGCUCAGCACUUCCACAAGACCAUUAAGGAUACGUGCGACCGCCACGACGCUACAUACUACCCCAAGUUCAAGGCCUGGUGUGACAAGUAUUUCUACAUUCCACACCGAGGUGAAUGCCGUGGUGUCGGAGGUAUCUUCUUCGACGACCUCGACGCCAGCUUCCUCCAGCCAUCCGCCGGCUCAUCCUCCAACCCCCAGGAGACACUGUUCUCGUUCGUUUCGGACGGUCUUGCAUCUUUCCUCCCAUCAUAUGUUCCCAUCCUUGAGCGACGCAAAGAUAUGCUUUACACUCCGGAACAAAAGGAGUGGCAACAGCUCCGACGGGGUCGCUACGUCGAGUUCAACCUUGUCUAUGACCGCGGAACCAGCUUUGGCCUGCGCACACCAAAUGCCCGCAUUGAAAGUAUUUUGAUGAGUCUUCCGCGCACCGCAAGCUGGGCCUACAUGGACCCUGUCUCUGGCACGAGGACGGAAGACAUGUCAGUUGGCGAGGAAGAUGACCUAGCGGAGGAUAAGACCAAGGAGAAGGAACUCAUGGAUGUGCUGCGACACCCCCGGCAAUGGGCUUGA
This is a messenger RNA of Penicillium bovifimosum, 1320 nucleotides long. It is a transcript of the gene hem13, whose product is annotated as coproporphyrinogen oxidase. The transcript has 2 exons. NCBI's taxonomy places the organism in Eukaryota, Fungi, Ascomycota, Eurotiomycetes, Eurotiales, Aspergillaceae. Gene Ontology annotation, molecular function: coproporphyrinogen oxidase activity. Gene Ontology annotation, cellular component: cytoplasm; mitochondrial intermembrane space. The record is from RefSeq and is a predicted model, not a curated record. The coding region runs from base 1 to 1320 and encodes 439 amino acids.